CUGGGUCUGUCCAUGCAGUCUUCAGAUGUGUUUAAAUUGACAACCAUUUUCAAAGAGACAGCACUUAUCAGCACUAAUCUUAUUGUUCUUCGGCUUUGAUUUCAUUUCUGUAAUAUCAUUUCCCCCAUAUAUAUAUUAAUUUGUGUCCAUUCCAAUUAUCACUUGCUGCUUCUCCCUCACUACAUGAGACCUUAGAGUUUUUAUUUCUGCAUCUGUAUAUGACGUGGCAUUGAGUAAGGAGCCACAGCCCUUUAAAUAAUUGAUCCACGCGUCACCCAACAUAUGAGGUUUGAAAAACCAGACAGACCUCUUGUCUCUGUCACCCAACACCCACUAAACCUGUUUGAUACGCAUGAGUCCAUGAGUGAGCCUGAGCUAUGUGAGACACAUUUUGAGUACUUAAAAUUUGGAUGUUAGAAAUGUGGUGACAACAUUACAGACUAAUUAAUACAUCAGGCAACAUUAUUGCUUGUGUGAGGUGAGCUAUUUAAUGCUAAAGGCGUGAGCCUCUCUCAGCUGGGCAGAACUACACUGCGGGGGGCUGCUACACUGGAGCAGUGUCAGCAGUAGCAGGUCACAGAGACCAACUGUCAAGAAGGAGACAGGGAUAAGGAGCCGUUUCCAUCAGCCUGUUGGAUUACAAAAUAUCAUUUUAGCUUGAAAGCCACGGUCGCGCCACCGCCUGUCGAGUUAGUACAAGCCUUGCAGUUCAAACUUGCAACAUCAGCAGCGAAGUAGUUGUUAGCCGCCGCCUGCCUCUCCUGCCAGCCGGUUAGCCCCCUUGCUAGGAGCAGUAGCAGCUAAUCUAGUUUAGCUAGCUAGCUGUCGGCAGCCUGGCUACCGGGGAAGAGUUUCUAAGAUGAGGCUGAAAGUAGGGUUUCUGCUACGGAGUUUGCUCGUCAUUGGGACUUUUCUUGGGUUGGUGUUGCUCUGGUCUUCUCUGUCACCGAAGCCCAACGACGACAACCCCUUUGGAAAACGGGAUGAAGGUGUGCUGCCCAAAGGAGACUUAGCAGACCAGUUUAAGCCUGUGGUGCCCUGGCCUCAUGUGGAAGGGGUGGAGGUCGACCUCAGCUCCAUUAGACUCAAACAUGGAGGGGCCAACAACCCCCAGAACCCUGACCAGCAGCCCAACCAGAAGCAGGUGAUCCAGCAGCAGUAUGUGACAUUCAAACCCCACACACAAGCCUACACCAGCCCCAUCCUGAAGAAAGGUAUCCUGGGUAACUUUGAGCCCAAGGAACCUGAGCCUCAUGGGGUCCCCAACGGUCCUGGGGAGGUCGCCAAGCCUUUUGUCCUGGGUCCGGAGUACAAAGACUCCAUCCAGGCGUCCAUCAAGGAGUUUGGCUUCAACAUGGUGGCAAGUGACAUGAUCUCACUGGACAGAUCCAUCAGUGAUCUUCGCCACGAAGAGUGUAAAUACUGGCAUUAUGAUGACAGACUGAUGACCUCCAGUGUGAUCAUAGUCUUCCACAAUGAAGGCUGGUCCACGCUGAUGAGAACCGUCCACAGUGUCAUCAAGAGGACUCCCAGGAGGUACCUGGCUGAGAUAGUCAUGAUAGAUGACUUCAGCAACAAAGCCCAUCUGAAGGAGCGUUUGGAGGACUACAUCAAGCAGUGGAAUGGUCUUGUGAAACUCUUCAGAAAUGACAAGAGGGAAGGACUGAUCCAGGCCAGGAGUAUAGGAGCCAAGAAGGCCACUAAAGGACAGGUGCUUAUCUACCUGGAUGCUCAUUGUGAGGUUGGAAUCAACUGGUAUGCUCCACUGGUUGCUCCGAUUUCAAAAGACAGGACAGUAUGUACAGUACCACUGAUAGACUAUAUAGACGGUAAUGAGUACACUAUGGAGCCCCAGCAGGGUGGAGAUGAGGACGGCCUGGCUAGAGGAGCAUGGGAUUGGAGCCUGCUCUGGAAGAGAGUACCACUUAGCCAGAGAGAGAAGGCCAAGAGAAAACAUACCACCCAGCCCUACCGGUCUCCAGCCAUGGCAGGUGGUCUCUUUGCUAUAGAGAGAGACUUCUUCUUUGAGCUGGGUCUGUAUGAUCCUGGACUGCAGAUAUGGGGAGGAGAGAAUUUUGAAAUAUCAUACAAGAUCUGGCAGUGUGGUGGCCAGCUGCUCUUUGUACCCUGUUCUCGUGUGGGCCAUAUCUACAGACUACAGGGAUGGCAAGGCAACCCUCCACCUGCACAUGUUGGGUCAUCACCCACCCUGAAGAACUAUGUUCGUGUGGUGGAGGUAUGGUGGGAUGAAUAUAAGGACUACUUCUACGCCAGUCGUCCAGAAACUCUCACUCUAGCCUACGGAGACAUCAGUGAGCUGAAACACUUCAGGGAGGAACAUCGAUGCAAGAGCUUCAAGUGGUUCAUGGAGGAAAUAGCGUAUGACAUUCCCCUGCAUUACCCUCUGCCCCCUAAAAAUGUAGAAUGGGGAGAGAUCCGAGGCUUUGAGACAAGUUACUGUAUUGACAGUAUGGGACACACCAAUGGAGGCAAUGUGGAAAUAGGACCGUGCCACAGGAUGGGUGGCAACCAGUUGUUCCGUAUCAAUGAAGCCAACCAGCUGAUGCAGUACGACCAGUGCCUGACCAGAGGGAGUGAUAACUCAGCUGUCAUCAUCACACACUGUGAUCAGAACCAGCACACUGAGUGGAAGUACUUCAAGAAUCUCCAUCGGUUCACCCAUGUACCAACAGGGAAAUGUCUGGACCGCUCCGACCUGCUCCACAAGGUCUUCAUAUCAGACUGUGACACCAGUAAAACCACUCAGAAGUGGGAGAUGAACAACAUAGUGGCUGUCUGAAGACUGAGCAGCACGCACAAAGAAAACCACUGGGAGCUCGGAGAGGAACAUGUUGACUGUAUGAGGACACGCCCACACCAAGAAACACAUCCAUACUAUGAGUUUACAGAUACAUCAAGCUGAUACUGUCCUUUAAAGAAAUAAUGUUUUGAUAUGAGCCACUCAGUGUCAGUUUAAAGAUACUGAGUAUCACCAGCUUCAACCCAAAACCGUUGGUUGGUGCUGUUGGUUCACACAGUCAUGCAUUAUACAGACACAUAGACACUCCAGAUGGUAGAAGAAGAACUGGUUUGUGUGGAGCCUGAAGUUGCUCGUCCUCCAAAUCACCUGAACACUGAACUGAAGACAUGUUGGGCGCCAUCUCUGUCUUUCAUUGUGGUUUUGUUUACACUGUGUCUCUCUAUUGGUUCUUUUUGGGCUCUCAGGUCUUUUCUAAACCACUGCAUUGAUUUCUGAAAUUAAUCACAUCAGCACUGACUAUUGAACAGUCGCACUCUUAUUAGACCUUUUCAGUCAAACUGAUUAGCUCACCUACCAAAGAGUCCUUUAAGUUGGUGAAGGAUUCAAUGAAACAUCAGCGCGUUUAGCCAGGUGACGUGUCUGUACAUACGCUGGCUGGUGUAAUGCUUGCUGUCAUAUACAAGUAAGAUAAAGGGGAUAGUUUGGGUUUAUUGAAGUGGGGCUGUGUGAGGUACUUUUCCAGAGUCAAUGUAUCACGUACAGUAGUUGGCAGUCAGCGUGCUCCCUGUUUGGAGAACCAGAUAGGACUUGCACCCCAGACGAACAGCAAUGAAUUUCUGCGGAUGAAAAUGUUGAAAUAAAAAAAAUAUAUAUAAUAAAAAAAGGCCUACCUAUAAACAUCAAAAUCAUUCUAAGAGGAUGCUAUAUUUACAGUAUUUUAACCACUUCACCUUGCUGUCAGACAGCCCGUUCCUUUGGCGCUACAUUUUCUCAACCGAAUUACUUCCAUCUUCCUGUGCAAAAGUGCGAAACUGUACUAUGCACUGUAUAACGCUGCAGGUCAGCUGUUCAGAUCAGAGAGUGCUGUUGCGCGAUCCGACUGAAACAACUUUUCAAAGAUGGUGUGAGCUUGUUUUUCGGAGCUGUUCAAACAAACAGUUGAAAACAGCUGUGACUAGUUGCACUGAAUAUAGACGUUAACACUCCACCUGCAAGACUGAGACACCUCAGCAUUUGCGGUAACAUUUCUCUCGAUCAUUAUGUAAAACCACCACUAAAUGAGCAAGAGACAUUUUGUGAGGAGCACUGCUGUACUGAACUAUCGGGUAAGAUUACACUAAAUACCUACAAAUAAAUUUAAACUUGCCAAAUAGCCAGUAAAACGUGAAGCACUGGAAUCCUCUGAGUCACAAAGAUCCUGAGGUUGUUGUAUAACCAUGUCCAGACAGCAGUAGCUUUUUAGAUCAGUAAGCAUGCAUUUUACAGUUCAGUGAGCUUCUGCUUUCUGCUUCUGCUCUUUAUGGGCCUCCCGUUCCCACUGAAGUUUCUCUUCACUCUCUUUAUCGGCCUAUUCAGUCUCCCUCCGCAGACGUUCUUCCUUUUGUAUACUCUGGUUCGUAAAGUUAUAAUUUUGUCUCCACAGUGAGGGUAUUUCAUUGUUGCUGCCAUAAUCGUCCCGGAUUUUUUUUGUGUUAUUAUAUUUGUUGUCUCCUUACAAACCGUUGCAUUGUGCUUUUGCGUAAGAAUAUUAAAGUUAUAUGGUUGGGAAAAUGUAGUGCUAAAUGAAAGGGCUGUCUGACAGCAAGGUAAAGCAGUGAAAAAAAUCUUAAUAUAGUGUCUGCUUUAACUGAUGCUGACAUUUGUAGGUAUGCCUUUAUUUAAGUGGCUAAAAUAAGAUUUGCUUCUGGUGUGCCAGUGCCAUCUGGUCCUACAAACGGAGCGUGCCAACCGCCAUCUACUCUAUGUAAUACACUGACUAUCGAUAAGUAUCUCAUGCAGCCACACUUCAAAAAUCCGAACUAUCACUUUAAGACGGCAUUUAGGCUGGAGUCGUGCGAUAAAAUAGGAUGUCAAAAACUAAGCAUUUAUUGGAUCUGUCAAAGAAAGAACACUCAGGUGAGCCAAAUCUUUGUCACAGAGGAAUCACGUGAAAGUGGUUGACUCGGUGGUGUCACAGCGACAAACAUGAGCGUGAAAGUCGUGGCUUGUUUUAUCUAUGUAAACAAUCAACAUGUAGAGAUGACAAACUGUUUCUGCUCGGCCCUGUUCAGUCAUCUGCUUCCUAAAGAGCCAACACGCCAAUUUCGUCAUGCCAGUCAAACUACAUGAACUUUCCUCCGGAGCCAAACCUGACAAAGGUGGAGAGGCUGUCCAGAGAGAGAUGUACGUAACGCUCCUAUAGGCACAUGCUGAACAGGCUCAAACUGACACUGACAUAUUCUAAUAUUGAACUGUAUGUGUUUGUUCUUCACAUUUGCACUCCACACUCUGUGAAAGGCGCUUUUAGUGUCACUGAUAAAGGGACACUGUUAGGUUGAAGAUAAUACAGUAAUCUAACAGGCUUAAAGGGACAGUUCACCCCAAAAAUUAAUUAUACAUAUUUUUCCUCUUAAGCUGGGCAUACCCAUGAUUUGACCUGGUUUUAGAGAUGUUUAAUUCCAGCUCCCUGUGUAUGAGUAUAUCAUCUGAGACGUAAAGCCAAAGCUCAUGAUUUAUGGAAAGACACAUUGCUGUUGAGUUUGUCAAAUGUAUUUUGUCAGCGCUUCAAGCACCACAAAUCGAGUGCCAACUAGUUCCAUUAUAUUUGAGAGAAGGCAGAAAUCUCUACAGCCGGUAUCUCCAACACUCUGCAACUCACACCUAAACAAUCUAGAUUGAUGAAUAGCACUACAGGUAAGAGAACAAAUAUGUAUUUUUGAUUUGAGGGUGAACUGUCCCUUUAAUUUGACUAAUGAAUUAGAAGAAUUUAAUUCACCACACUGUUAUUAAAAGCUUGACCAGGACAAAAAGAAACUUAUGAAGAUGAAAAUAUACAUAAAGCUUCAUACAGCGUUAGAUUCUCUAAACCAUCUCUAAGUGCAUUCCCAGUGCCAUGACUGAAACCAUCCCAUCUAGAAGAUGCUUCAAAUGCACAGUAGCAUGAAUAUAAGUGACUUGACUUUCUGUUGUUCAAUUUGAUUGGUUAUCUUUUACUUCUAUUAAUUUCCAUAGGCUUGAAUUCAUUCUCAUCACUUCCUACAGACACUGAGAUGCUUUAGAGGAACUUAAAUACGUUACGGUGAGCUCACAGUUGGGAGAAGUUUUCCCAGAGGGCUUUCUGCCAGAAAGAGAUUUAUUGGUUAUUGGUUAAAAAAAAAUGUUGUGUUUUGGGUUAAAAUGAAUAGAUUUCUGUCAGAAAAUGGCUUUCUGGGAGAAAGCCGACACGGAAAACUUGUCCCAUGUGUGGUGAGCACAUCUUUAAGAACAGACUGAGGACUUGUGAACUGCCUGCCUUACUGACAGUCUUGAUGAGUAAUUCAGUAGCUGACCAGUUGUCUGUGACUUUAGUAACUGCCUGUCUGAAAAUGAAAAAACAAACAAACACUGGGUUGUUGGGCUGGGGAGUGAAACCAGUGAGAAAUACACGUGUGGUGGGGGAAACGGCGAAUGAAGAAAAUGUGGGUGCUUUUUUGGUAUGUUAAAGGGGAAGAGGGUCUGGUGUAUGGAUGAUCAUGUAUGCAAUGUUUUGUACAAUGUAAAUAGAUUUUCUUUGUAAAGACGAUCACGAUGCAUUUUCUGAAGGGCCUUGAAUGAUGUUGUAAAUAUCUAACUUAUAGCAGAAAUUUAAUAAUAUGGACUGAGUGGUGGGUGACGGAGCAAAUAAAAGACCUGAUUUUUACUACUA
Messenger RNA from Epinephelus lanceolatus (giant grouper), 6644 nucleotides. RefSeq names its product UDP-N-acetyl-alpha-D-galactosamine: polypeptide N-acetylgalactosaminyltransferase 7 (gene galnt7). Gene Ontology annotation, molecular function: polypeptide N-acetylgalactosaminyltransferase activity. NCBI's taxonomy places the organism in Eukaryota, Metazoa, Chordata, Actinopteri, Perciformes, Serranidae. Gene Ontology annotation, cellular component: Golgi apparatus. Gene Ontology annotation, biological process: protein O-linked glycosylation. The record is from RefSeq and is a predicted model, not a curated record.